Messenger RNA from Triplophysa rosa, 3423 nucleotides. RefSeq names its product max interactor 1, dimerization protein (gene mxi1). NCBI's taxonomy places the organism in Eukaryota, Metazoa, Chordata, Actinopteri, Cypriniformes, Nemacheilidae. Gene Ontology annotation, biological process: regulation of transcription by RNA polymerase II. The record is from RefSeq and is a predicted model, not a curated record. Bases 341 to 1009 code for a protein of 222 amino acids. Gene Ontology annotation, molecular function: protein dimerization activity; RNA polymerase II cis-regulatory region sequence-specific DNA binding; DNA-binding transcription factor activity, RNA polymerase II-specific. The transcript is spliced from 6 exons.
GGAGAAAUAAGCGCAAGCACCAGGGACUUCGCAGGCAGGGCUCUCGCGGACUUUUGUACCUGUUUCUAUUCAUUUUGUACACUUUGUAGUCGACAGUUUUACUAAAGCACUUUUGCUACUUUGAUAUUGAGGCAUCGGUUAUUUUAUUUGUGCCAGAAUUUUCUGUAACUAGCUUGCUAACACUGUAGGAAAUAUCUCGGUCUUCUUUUCAAGACAUUGAAACAACCAAUUUACCCUGUAAACCAUCGGAGAAAUAUUCAAUGCUUUCGUUUUCAAAGCGAUAGCGAUAGUCAUCGUGAUCACAUAUCAGACAAAAAGCAUUUCUAGAUUUAUUCAAAGGAUGACUGCUGUGCUGAAUAUCCAGAGGUUACUGGAAGCAGCCGAAUAUAUAGAAAGGAGAGAUAGAGAGUGUGAACACGGAUAUGCGUCGACCUUUCCGUCUAUUCAGGACUCCAGCUACCAGAGACAAAGAAAAUUCCGUAAUAAAAAGUACAACAACAACCACAACAGGUCCACACAUAAUGAGCUGGAGAAAAAUCGGCGAGCCCAUCUUCGUUUGUGUCUGGAGCGAUUGAAGACUCUCAUCCCGCUGGGACCAGACUGUAGCCGUCACACCACGCUGGGACUACUCAACAAGGCCAAAGCACAUAUAAAGAAACUGGAGGAUGUGGAGCGCAAAUCUCGGCAUCAGUUGGAUAAUUUGGAGAGGGACCAGCGCCACCUCCAGAGGCGACUGGACCUGCUGCGGGCCGGCGGGGACGUGCUGGAGGGAGAGAGGAUACGCACCGACAGCGUCGGCUCCACUGUCUGCUCCGAGCGAUCCGACCACUCUGACUCAGACCAAGAAGAGAUGGAGGUGGACGUAGAGAGCACAGAAUUCUCUCACGGAGAGCUGGACAGCAUCAGCACAGCCAGCACCAGCGAUCUGGACGACCACAGCAGUCUACAGAGCACUGCCAGCGACGAGGGUUACUCCUCCUGCAGCAUCAAACUGGCCUUCAACUCAUAAAAACAAGCUCACCGUCGACACGCGCACUAUCCCAGCCCUCGAAACGAGUCAUAGCCCACCUGUCCCCUUCUCGACCAAUCAGAGACUCUUAUUGCAGUCAGGUGACCAGAACACAGUCCCAGCCCUAAUGAAUAUGCCUGAUUCGUUGUUUAUGUUCCUGAAUGUAAGAGAAUAUGAAUGAGAUGGAAACAAUCUGUGAUUGUGAUGUAAUUGGAUUUUAAGAUUUAAGAUAUUCCUAAAAGAGAGAUUUAACAAGCAGUAGACUGAUAGUUGUGAGUAUCUUAACCCCCUUUUUCCGAAAGGAAAGCUAUAAAAAAAAGUUAGUUGAUUGUUGUUUUGUAUUUAACCCUUUUCACACGAACGGGUCGUGAGCUGGUCACAUUCAGCAACACCUAUCAAAAGUACAAAUUGAGACGCCUGACAUCCAAAUCUCCAUAUCAACAAACCUGUUGAUUUGAUCUGAUGUGUUUUUUGUUAACAUCGCUGCUCGACAGCGAGAGAGACUGUCAUUGGUGCUACAUGAUACAAAACCAAUAAAGCAGAAUGUUCUGCUACGUUUCAUCAAAGACAAAGGAAAACAACAAUCCCAGUCGGGAAUUCUGGUGCAUUUAAACUGCGGAAGCAGUUUACGCACAGCAGCUAAAACCCAGCGAUCUUGCACUCGACCGCGUAGAGCCCUCCAUAGAAAAAUACCCCACCACGACGUUGAAAUAGAUGUCUGUUCUGGCAGUAAUAAGCAAUAAAUCUCUCGUAGUCGAAUGCACACAAUUAGCACUCCUCCUCUUGAGACACAAUACUUGUGUCCGUCCAAAAGAGCAAAGCCAGCUUGCUCGUUUUGUACAUAAAUACGAUAGUUUAAUAAAUGAAAGUUAAAACGAAAAACCGAGUUGGAAAAAAAAGGUAGUUACCCAUGGGUAGAACUAUUGCCUCUGUUGCUGUAUGUCUUGUGUUUUGUGCAUUUUAAAUUAUAUUUUUGCAAAGAUUGACUAUCUUCCUCUGAGAGUUCGGUGGCAUGGACAGUAUUACUUGUUCAUUAUGCUGGAUGAAACGCGAAAUAGUUUCAAUUCUGUGGCUGCCCGAGAAAUCUUACGACUUUAUUUUCAAAAGAUUGAAAGAACACACUGAAGUACUUAAAAAAUCGAACACACAGGAGUGAACGCCAGAGCGUGGACCUCUGUUAAAGGCAUGCUAACUCUGAGUGGCACUCUUUCUUUAUUUAUUUGAUUUUUGUUUAUUAUUUUAUUAGUUUUAAAGCUAAAAGGCAUUCCACUACUAGUAUCGUGUGCUGUGGACGUAGAGUGCGUGUGCGUGUCGCAAACCAUUUCGCGCCACGCGCUUCGCACUCAUGCUUCCUGCUGUACUGUAUGUUAAACUUUUUUCUUUUUGUGGGGAAAAGACGCAUUCAGACUUAAGCCACGUUACUUAAGUCAUAUUUAUUUUCCUCCUCUUUAUCCGGCAUCGGAGAAGAGGUUAACUUAUUUCGUUCGGACUUAUUUCGUUUAACGCCAUUCCCCCAUCAGUUCUAUUAUCUCCAAUCCUUGCAUAUCUCAAUAUUCCCAUUGUUUUGCAUCUUAGAGCUUCUAAACUGUAAACUCAUACGUUUGUGAUUUUUCCCGAUUUUUUUUAGUGCAUAUUAAAGCCAAGUCUGAUUUGUAAUCGUUCUGCCUGCAAUCGAGCAGUACAGACAUCUGCUAGGUUUCCAGAUCCAGCAUCAACCAAAUGCUAUUGGCUGCUGAAAUGGCCCAUAUGUGUGGAGCAGUUCUACCCACCCCAAAUGUUAGAGAGUUUAAGAAUUGACUGUUUUGUUCCAUUGUAAAUUAUAACUUUCACGUACAUAGAACAAAACAUUGGAGUGCUCGAGUCGAACUGAACGUGGUGCUCUCUCAACACCAGGCCAAACCAGAGACGAACCUCCUUCUCCGAGGACUUGUUUUCUUUCAUGUUGUGUUGGCUCUCGUUUUUGUUCAUGUUUUGUUGGUUUAUAAAUCUGCACUAUUUAAAGCCAGCACCCAUACUGAGAUGCCAGCGCUUGUUUUGUUUUAUUUUUUAUUUAUGAGAAUGGCCUGUGUCCUUUUGAGGCCAUAAGACAGAUCUGGGCCUGUAUUCAACAAAACUUCCAAGAGAAGUGGUGCUGGUCUGGCAUCAGCUUUUCCACGUCUCUGAUCUGUCACUCCGAACUGAGGGAAAAAUGUUAAGCUUAUCCUUGUAAUGAGACGCAUGGUGUCGAUAUCAUCACGGGUGUCCACAGAGAGACUCGGGGUAAAAUGAUCUGUUAGAUGUCUGCUAAAGCUUUUUCACCCAGGGAGAAUAGAGGUCCUGAUAAACUUGUGGCCAUUCUUUGUAAACAUGCACUCUGAUACUAGCUGUGAGUUAAAAUGCAAUACUUACAAUAAACACCGAGAUUGUCAAAAAAA